This is a messenger RNA of Chlamydomonas reinhardtii, 5762 nucleotides long. RefSeq lists its product as uncharacterized. The record is from RefSeq and is a predicted model, not a curated record. Gene Ontology annotation, molecular function: histone binding. Lineage: Eukaryota; Viridiplantae; Chlorophyta; Chlorophyceae; Chlamydomonadales; Chlamydomonadaceae. Bases 65 to 5476 code for a protein of 1803 amino acids. The transcript has 26 exons. Gene Ontology annotation, cellular component: condensed chromosome, centromeric region. Gene Ontology annotation, biological process: mitotic chromosome condensation; meiotic chromosome condensation.
CGCUCACCUCGCUUGAUAAUUAGGACAAACUUACAAAAAUACAAGCCCACAAACCCUAGGAACCAUGUCUGCCGCUGCGCUGUCGCAGCUGGCGGAGGUGGCAAGCGGGGACCUGACCGGGAGGAGAGCAGACGCAGCGCUUACCGAAGCAGCUGAGGCAGUUCAGGAACUACGUAAUGGAGCUGGCUGGUCUGAGCUUGAGGGCGAGGAGGUCUCAGCUGUGGCGCUGACUCGCGCGCUCGGCGACUUGCUCAAGCAGGAGAGCACAGCACUUCGCGGAAAUGCUGCAUCCAUAUACGUUGGGCUUCUCGCACUUCGUGGCGCCCCGGUGGGCACGCUGUGCGAGCCCUACGCCUUCGCGGCCUUCAUCCAAUGCCUCAAGGGCAUCUGCCUGCCCACCAAGAAGGCCCCAGCCAGCGGCGAUGCCACGCAGCAAGACGGCGAGGCAGACACCGCGGCGCCGGUGGUGUCGCCGGUGGCGCUGCUUGAGGACCUGGGAUUGUUCCUGAAGCACCACAGCAUGCGCGGCAACAGUGAGAUGUUUGCGCUGCUGCUGGACGCCCUGGUGGAUAUGACCGGCAGCGCGGUGUCCGCCUCCAGCGGCGGCGGCGGAAGCGGCAAGGCCGGCAAGCGGGGCGGCAGCAAGAACAGCGGCGCCUCCGUCUCUGACGCGGCCUUCGCGCUGCUGCCGGUUGCACUGGACAGCCGCCACGGCAACGUGGCACAGACGCUGGCGGUGGUGGCGAACAAGCUGGUGCCCACGCUGGUGGGAGCUGACGGCGGCGGAGGCGGAGGAGGGGGCGGCAAGCGCGGCGGCGGCGGCCAGGCUGUGGACCGGCGCGGCGCGGCGCUGGGCCUGGUCAACAGCCUGCUGAGCACUCAGCCCGCCGUCAAGCCCUGCCGCCUGGCGCUGAUGCGGCAGCUGUGCCUGCGCGCGCCCGACAAGGCCGACUGCCGAGCCACAGCCGUGGCGUCCGUGCAGAGCCUGGUGUCCAGCUGCGACGGCGCGGAGCUGCGGGCCCUGUGUGUGUUCCUGCACCGCCUGUCGCGCACCCAGAAGCCCGGCCACCGCAUGGUCGCGGUGGAGCUGGCUGGGGCGCUGCUGGCGUCGCUGCCGGCGCCGUUUGGGCCGGAGGGCGAGUACAAGCACAUGCUGGACGGCAGCCGCGGCGCGGGCGACGAGCUGGAGGCGCCCUGGAGCGCGCUGUGCUUGGGGGCGCUGGUGGCGCGCACCAACGACAAAUCCGCCAGCGUUCGCGGCAAGGCUCUGACGUGUCUGGCGGAGGUGGCGCAGUCGUUCGCCAAGGACCUGGCGGCGGCGGCGCAGCGGCAGGAGCCGCUGGACGAAUGCAGCGCCGCCGCCUUCGUGCCGGCCCUGUGCGCUUCGCGUCACAUCUGCGUGCAGGUGGCGGCGCCCAAGGGCGCGGGCAGGGCCCAGGGCGCUGCCGCGGAGGGCGGCGCGGAGGAGGAGGAGGAGGAGGAGGACGACGAGGAUGAGGAGAUGGAGGAUGCGGAGGCGCAGGAGGGAGACGGUGAGGCCGCCGCCGCCGUGCUACGGCCGCCCAAGGAGGCCAAGGUGACCGCGACCAUCCCCGCCAAGGUCUCGCUGGACCUGGGCUGGCUCAAGUCGCUGUGCCACGCGCGCUGCCGCGACGACAAGGCGGCGGUGCGGAAGGCCGCCCUGGCGCUUCUGGAGGCGGGGCUGGAGCUGGGGGCCGCCACGGGGGCGGCGGGCGGCGACGCGCCCAGCACACACGACGUAAUGGUUCUGGAGGACGCCACCGCAGACACGCUGGUGUCGGUGCGCAAGGCCGCGCUGCAGUCGGUGUGCAGCCUGGCACUGUGCUACCCGCACCACCCCGGACUAGCGGGCGUGUGGGCGCGCUGCGUGCUGCCCAUGAUCCGAGACCCCGAGACAGCCAUCCAGGACACGGUGCUGGACCGCCUGGCCGCGCUGCUGCUGGACCCGCUCGCCAAGCUGGCCAGCGGCAGCAGCCGCGGCGCCGCCGGCGCCGCCGGCUCCUCCUCCGCCUCCGCGGCCGUGCUGUUCCGCGGCUUCACGCCGGCGCAGCAGGCGGUGGCGGAGGAGGUGCGGCAGCGGCUGGCGGCGCUCGCGGCCAUGGGGCGCGGCGCCAGCGGCUGCCUGGGCCGGGCGCUGGCAGCGAUGAGCGCACGCAAGCUGCUGCGGGCGCCGCAGGUGGCGGCGGGGCUGGAGGCGUUCCUGCUGGCAGCGGCCGCCGAAGAGGCCGACGCCGCCGCUGCGGCGCCGCCCGGCCCUCGUGGCCGCGGUGCCAAGGGCGCCGGCGGUCCUGGCGACGCGGCCUGGGACGCGGAACGUGAGCGGCGGCGCGCGUCUCGCGACCAGCGCGAGGGCGCGUGGCUGGUGCUGGUGGAGGUGGCGGCGCAGGACCCGGCGGCGCCCUCCUGGCAAUUCCUGCAGCGGCGCUGGGAGGAGCUGCGCGGCGGCGGCGGCGGCGGCGGCGGCGGGGCGGCGGCGGCGGCUCAGGAGGGCGCUAUGCUGCUGUGGGUGAUCAGCCAUGCUGCGUCGCGCUUCCCAGCUGCUGACGCCGCCACCCUGGCGUCUGGCUUGCUUCAGGCCGUCCUGGGCUUCAGCCUGCCGUGUGCGGCGGUGGCGGCGCACCUGGCGGCGCUGCACCGCCUCACCACCGCCGCGGGAGGCAGCGGCGGCGGUGGUGGUGGUGGCGGCGGUGUUGGCGGGAAUGGUGGUGAUGCCGAUGCGGUGGAGGAGGGCGGCGAGGCGGCGGUGGGGCCGCCGGCGAGGUGGUGCGCCCGCGUGGUGGCGGCGGCGGAGGAGGUGCUGGGGGCAGCCAUGGAGGCGCGCGGCAACAUGUCCGCCGGCCAGGCCGCCCGCACGCAGCUGGCGCUGUUCACGCUGGGCGAGGUGGCGGUGCUGCGGGAGCUGCGGGCGGUGCCGGGCGGCGCCGCAGUCAAGGUGCAGGCACUCACCAGCAUGACCAGCAGCAGCUGGAGGCCGGCGGCGGCGCCAGGAGGAGCAGGAGGAGGCGGAGGAGGAGGGGCUGGAGCCGGGCGCGUGCUGCAGGCGGGCCCUGCUGCUGCCGGCGCGGCGGCGGCGGCGGCCACGGCUGUGUGCGCGCAGGCGUGGACGUGCCUGGGCAAGCUGUGCAUGGUGGACGAGGGGCUGGCCAAGAAGUGCGUGCCGCUCAUGGUGCAGGAGAUGUCCUCCAGCCCCAGCCCCGCCGUCCGCAGUGUGCUGCUGGUGGCGGUGGCGGACAUGGUGGUGCAGUUCACGGGGCUGGCGGACGGACACGUGGCGCGGCUGGCGGCGGCGGUGCGCGACCCGCACGAGCUGGUGCGGAGGCAGGCUCUGGCGCUGCUGGCGAACCUGCUGCUACGUGACUUCGUCAAGUGGCGCGGCGCACUGGUGCACAGGUUCCUGCUGGCGCUUGUGGACGAGUCCGCGGGCGUGCGGCAGCUGGCCACCUACCUGCUGGGCGACAGCCUGGCAGCCAAGGCGCCGCUGCUGGCCUACAACCACUUCAUAGAGAGCCUGUUCGUGCUCAACGACUGCACCUCGGGCGUGCACGCCAGCAGCCGCGGCUCCUCCUCCUCCGCCGCCGGCUCCGACCUGGCUGCCGAGCUGGCGCUGCACAGUGCGCUGGAGGGCGGCGGCGGCUUCCACCUCAAGGGGGCCAGCCCCAUCAUGCGCGCCAAGCGCGACAUCAUCUACACCAGUCUGCUGCGGCGCAUGAGCCCCGAGCACCGCUUCGCCGCCUCGGCCAAGAUGGUGGCGGAGGUGCUGGGCGGAGUGGUGGACGGGCUGCUGCCGCUGACGGGAGGCGCGGCGGCGGCGGCGGCGGCGGGGGGCAGCUCGGCGGCGGCGGCGGCUGUGGGCGGCGCGGAUGAGGUGCUGGGGGAUGCGCUGCGGCUGCUGGCCUGCAAGGAUAUGAAGGUCAACACCAGCAAGUUCGGUGCGGGCGGCGCCGAUGAAGACCUGGAGCCCAGUGCAACACAGGAGGACGCAAGCAGGGCGCGCGGCAAGCUGGUUGGCGCCAUGAUGCGCAAGCACCUGGCCGAGUCGGUGGUGCCGCUCAUGGUGGAGCUGAGGUACCUGCUGCAGGCCCAGAAGCACCCGCUGCUGGGCAGCCUCAUGCUGUGCCUGGCCUCGCUGCUGCGCGACCACAAGGGCGAGGUGGAGGACAUACUGGUGGCGGACAAGCAGCUGGCGCGCGAGAUCCUGCACGACCUCAAGCACUACGAGGCGCUGGCCAGGACGCAGCAGGCCGCACACGAAGCCGCCAUGGCAGCGGCGCUGUCGGGAGGCGGCGGCAGCGGCGGCGGUGCGGUGCCGCUGCAGAGGGACGCGGUGCCGGAGGCGGCGGCGGUGGUGACGGUGGCGGCAGGCGCGGGCGCGGGUCCGUCCACGGCCGGGGCCAUGCCGCCGCCCAAGGCGCCGGCGGCGGGCGAGGGCCAGCGGCGCCGGAGCAUGCUGGAUGGUGUGGAGCCGCGCGCCACGCCGCUGGCGGCGGAGGUACUGCUGGCCACCGCCGCCAAGCGCCGCCAGCCCCAGCCCCAGUCUCAGUCGCGGCCACACACGCCCUAUGCCGGCAGCGCAGCCGGCGGCCUGCCGGCAGGCGCCAAGACCCCCGCAGCCGCGCUGGGCGGGGCGGGCGCGCUGCCCGGCACCGCCAUGCGAACGCCGCGAACUGGACUGCUGGGCACUGGGCUGCGCGGCAGAGGCAUGGCCGCCGCGGGCUUGGGCUUCGGUGGCGCCGCGCCCUCGCCGGCGCCGCUGUCUGCCCGCGCGCAGCGGCCUCUGCAGGGCGCCGGCGGCGCCGCCGCGGGCCUGCUGCUCUCACCCGCCGCGGUGGCGGCGGGCCGCGCGCGGACGGAGGCGGCGGCUCUGGCCGGCGGCGCCGUGGACGCUGCGGCGGAGGCGGAGCCAAUCCGGGUGGUGCUGCCCUUGCCUGACCCUGAGGAGGCGGCGGCGGCGCAGCAGCGCAGCCGGCCGCUGGGCCCACACAACCCACAAGCAGGCGGCGACGGCGCGGAGGGUGCCGCGGCAGCGGCGGCACCGCACCGUACCCCGCCCGCCGCCCUGGCGGCGGCGGUGCGCGCGGCGCGCAAGGCCGCGGCCGCAGUCACGGACGGCGAGCAGCCGGAGCAGGAGGCAGGCGAGAGCGGCGGCAGUGGCGGCAAGGACGGGGGCCGCGCAGCGUCUGCUGCGAUGAAGGUGGAGCCGGCACAGCCAGGGCAGGAGAACACGGCGCCGGAGGAGGAGGCGGCUGCACCGGCCGGGAGGCCGAAGCGAGGCGCCGCGCCUGCAGCUGCAGCCCCGGCGGCGGCGCCGGCGGCGGCCGGCAAGGCGGCGGGCCGCAGCACCAAAGUGAAGACGGAGCAUGGGGUGGCGGAGGCGGCUGCUGUCAGGGUGAAGGAGGAGCCGGCGGCGGGCGGGCGCGGCACGCGUGCGUCCAAGCGCCGCCUGGGCAACACAUGAUCUGUAUGAUGCGGUCGAAUUGUUGUGGAACCGAUGUUGCAAUGAGUUCAGGGUGACGUGGAUGACUGGAUGUACAGGGUUCUCCUAUCGGAGGCAGGUGGUGGACGUGUGUAUGUGUGUACGGGUUGCGCCCAGAAUGGGAUGAGGCUGGGAUCUGUUUGAACCCUGCUUUGACGUUUGACCGUGAACGUGGACGAAAACUUUACAUACUGCGCAAGUUGACAUGACCAGGGCUGCACUCAGACCCCUAAUAUAGCUCCUGGCACGGGUGUAAGUUUGCAUGUUU